AUGUCUGCGAACAACGUCCCGGCGGCCGAGAAUGCCCCUCCCUCCUCCGUCACCGAUGCUGUCUUGGUCGCAUCAGAGCCUGUGCCAGAAGGCACACAAAAAGUGAGCGGAGUGGACUUUGAUCUUUACAAGGACCGGGACAUUACUGUUGCCGAAUUGGUCGACAACAUGAGAUACACGGGCUUUCAAGGCAGUGCGGUCGCAGACGCUGCCCGCAUCAUCAACAACAUGAAAGCUUACCGCCAUCCCGAAACCGGUGCCAAAACGACCAUCUUUCUCGGGUACACUUCCAACUUGAUCUCCUCCGGCCUCCGCGACACUAUUCGCUACCUCGUCAAAAACAACCAUGUUUCCGCCAUUGUCACCACCGCUGGCGGUGUGGAAGAAGAUUUGAUCAAGUGCUUGGCGCCAACCUACAUGGGCUCCUUCUCUACACCUGGCGCGGGACUGCGGGCUAAAGGUUUGAAUCGGAUCGGCAAUUUGAUUGUCCCCAAUAGCAAUUACUGCGCCUUUGAGGAUUGGCUGGUCCCGAUUCUGGAUAAGAUGCUAGAAGAGCAGGAGGCCGCGAAGAAGAAGGCGUUGGAAACGGGGGACGAGGAAGCCGAACUGCACUGGACCCCGAGUCGCAUCACCGAACGCCUGGGUCGUGAGAUCAACGACGAGGACUCGGUGCUGUAUUGGGCCGCCCGCAACAACAUUCCCGUCUUCUGCCCGGCUUUGACGGAUGGCUCCCUUGGAGACAUGCUCUACUUCCACACUUUCAAAUCUUCCCCGCAACGGUUGCGCGUUGAUAUCGUCGACGAUGUGCGCCGGAUCAAUACCAUGGCGGUCCGUGCUGCUCGGGCGGGAAUGAUCAUCCUCGGAGGUGGAGUCAUCAAACACCAUAUUGCGAAUGCUUGUCUGAUGCGGAACGGUGCGGAGCAUGCGGUCUACGUGAACACUGGUCAGGAGUUCGAUGGAAGCGAUGCCGGCGCGCGACCGGAUGAGGCCGUCAGCUGGGGCAAGAUCAAAGCUGACGGUGAAUCGGUGAAGGUAUAUGCGGAAGCUACAGUUGUCUUCCCACUCAUUGUGGCCGCUUCUUUUGCGAGAGCAGAUGCAGGGGCACCGGAUGCCUCCCAGGCCUAG
Molecule: messenger RNA, 1125 nt
Organism: Aspergillus japonicus CBS 114.51
Lineage: Eukaryota; Fungi; Ascomycota; Eurotiomycetes; Eurotiales; Aspergillaceae
Product: deoxyhypusine synthase
Exons: 2
Coding region: 1-1125 (374 amino acids)
Biological process (GO): peptidyl-hypusine biosynthetic process
Cellular component (GO): cytoplasm
Molecular function (GO): deoxyhypusine synthase activity
Source: RefSeq, a predicted model, not a curated record